UUCAGGGCUUUAACAUUUCGUAAUGAUGUUUAAUAUCAUACCAAAAAUAUGACAAAAAAAAUAUGAGCAAUUGUUGGCAGUCGUGCAUUGAGUUUGUUAAUAUGUAGAUUACCCAUUGUGAGGUAUCAAUAAAAUGAUAACAUAUUUUUUCAAAAUACUACGAUUUAGAGGCUGAGAAAGAUCAGAUCUUGAUAAAAAUAGCUUAAUAAAGUGUUCGAAAGACUUCAAUGAAUGAAAAUGGCAUUCUAUCACUGCAAUAGAUACAGAAUAAUCGUGCUUGUGCUUUUGAGUUUGAUUAUGUGGCAGUUUUUUCGACUAAUACCAGAAAAACCUGUAGCUCUGUUUUCAGAGAGCGUAGAUACCGACAUAUUGGAGCUCGAAGAUGAUAAAUAUAACAAGCACAAGCAGGAUAAAGUGAAGGUGCGAGUGUACUAUGAGGCUCUAUGUCCUGACUCAAAAUAUUUUUUUGUCAAAAAUUUAGCACCGGUGACAGAAAAGCUUUCAGAGUUCCUAGAUGUGACUUUAGUUCCUUAUGGCAAAGCGACGACCAAAGAAAUCAAUGGAAAGUACAUAUUUUCAUGUCAGCAUGGUGAAGAAGAGUGCUAUGCUAAUAAAAUACAUUCUUGUUCAAUAGAGGCUGUGAGUAAUAUGACUAAGGCUGUGAAAUUUACCACAUGUAUGAUCACAGAUAAUAAUGACGCUGAUGAAGCUCUUCAAAGGUGCUCAAAAUCAAUGAAUAUAGACUCUGAUCCAAUAAGUAACUGUGCAAAUACAGAUCACGGGUCAGAAUUAUUGAAGAAGCAUGGUGAUGACACACACAUUUUAAAUCCAACUUUUAUACCAACUGUAAUAUUAAAUGGCUCCAGAAGUAAUCAACCUGCAAUACUGAAGAAUUUCCUUCUGGAGAUCUGCAAACUAAUUGACAUACCGCUGCCGCCACCUUGCUUGUGACAAAUUAUGAUGUUAAGACCUAUGAGAAUCAAUCAUCAGACACUAUGAAGAUUGGGAGUUCAGAAUGAACGGAGACACAAUGCAGUGACAAUAUCAGCUGUGGAUUUUUAAACUAGGUUAAAGUACAUUGAGCAUAUAGAUUGCCCAUUAAGGGUUACUUAUAUCUGAAAUUCUAUAACUUC
Bombyx mori (domestic silkworm) is the source of this 1133-nucleotide messenger RNA. RefSeq names its product legumaturain. NCBI's taxonomy places the organism in Eukaryota, Metazoa, Arthropoda, Insecta, Lepidoptera, Bombycidae. The record is from RefSeq and is marked provisional. Gene Ontology annotation, molecular function: oxidoreductase activity, acting on a sulfur group of donors, disulfide as acceptor.